Messenger RNA from Drosophila mojavensis, 1139 nucleotides. It is a transcript of the gene eIF2beta, whose product is annotated as eukaryotic translation initiation factor 2 subunit 2. Gene Ontology annotation, biological process: formation of cytoplasmic translation initiation complex; formation of translation preinitiation complex; translational initiation. Bases 132 to 1073 code for a protein of 313 amino acids. Gene Ontology annotation, molecular function: translation initiation factor binding; translation initiation factor activity; mRNA binding. Gene Ontology annotation, cellular component: eukaryotic translation initiation factor 2 complex. Lineage: Eukaryota; Metazoa; Arthropoda; Insecta; Diptera; Drosophilidae. The transcript is spliced from 3 exons. The record is from RefSeq and is a predicted model, not a curated record.
ACAUCCCUUUAGCAAAGCCGUCAAACUGCCCUGCUGUCACUAAAGUAUAAAUUUUCUGAUGCAAUUUCAUCUGUAAAGAAUAGCUGAAAUUUGAAAUUGUUCUCUUAUUCCUUGGGCAUAAAUCAUCUAAAAUGGAAGGUGAAGACGGGUUCGAUCCUACUUUGUUGAAGAAGAAAAAGAAGAAGAAGACCACAUUUGACUUGGAUGCCGCAUUGGGACUGGACGAUGCUGGAAAGAAAGAAGACCCCAAAGAUGAAGCAAGUGCUGUUUCAACAGCAGCUGAAGUGGACGAUAAUCUGGAUUUAGAAAGCUUCGGUAAAAAGAAGAAGAAGAAGAAGAAGCCCUUCAACUUAGAUGAACUGGAAGGGGCGUUGCCUGAUGGCGCGGACGAUGCCACUGCUGCAGCAGCAGAAGACCCUGAGGAAGAAGAGAUUAAUUUGGACAUGGACUUUACAAUGGCCAAAAAGAAGAAAAAGAGCAAAAAGAAAGAUUUGGAUGAACUGUUUGCGGACAAAGUGGACGAAGAUAAAAGCGAAGACAAAGAGAACCUUGAAGAUAACAGCAGCACCUGGGCUGGUUCGGAUCGCGAUUAUACAUACGACGAAUUGCUGAAACGCGUCUUCGAAAUCAUUCUGGACAAGAACCCAGACAUGGCAGCUGGCCGUAAGCCCAAGUUCGUGAUGAGACCACCUCAGGUGCUUCGUGUAGGCACAAAGAAAACAUCAUUUGCCAACUUUAUGGAUAUUGCGAAAACUCUGCAUCGUCUGCCGAAACAUCUGCUAGACUUUCUGUUGGCCGAGUUGGGCACAAGCGGCUCGAUGGACGGCAACCAGCAAUUGAUUAUCAAGGGUCGCUUUCAGCCAAAGCAAAUUGAGAACGUGCUGCGUCGCUAUAUUAAGGAAUAUGUCACCUGCCACACCUGCCGCUCUCCAGAGACAAUAUUGCAAAAGGACACGCGUCUAUUCUUUCUACAGUGCGAAUCCUGCGGUUCUCGGUGCUCCGUUGCUAGCAUUAAGUCUGGUUUCCAAGCCGUUACAGGCAAGCGUGCCGCCAUUCGAGCAAAAACCACAUAAAUUACUUGUAUACUUUUAAUUGGAUUUUUUAUUGAUUAAAAUUUCAAUUUAUAUACAAAAACUCAA